CCACUGACAGGCACUGCUGCGCCACCACCAGCCCCCAAACCUCUCCAGGGACUGCGAUUUCCACUCUGCUUUUCUUUUUGAAAAACAUAACUUUGUUAUGCCUGGAUAAGUUUGUUUGCCCACUUUUAGCGAGUGGUGGAAGGGCGUUUUAUUAUCACCACUUUAACUUUUUUUCCAGCGUAGCACUUGGUAGAAUAAAAUGACACACGCAAGGUGUAGAAAGCCCCCGCAGGUACGGACGGAGUUGAGGAGCCUGUGAUUUCUGGAGUAGGAUUUGGAUGGUGGGGAAACUUGGCUAUAGGUGCGCAAAACUCGAAGGAUAUUUUUUUAUGAGCGAAGGGGAUUUUUGGAGAGGUUGACUUGUGAAUCAUUUCCACGCUUGGCACCGAUUUACGGAGACGUUCCGGGAUUUCGGGGAGCCGGGCUGAGAAAAAAACUGGAUAAUUCACCCCAACAAGGAAACACCUAAUGUUGCACUCCGUGACUCUGUUGCUGCUGCUCUCCAGUGAUAUAUCCUUACACUGGGAUUCAAUCUCCUACUUACCCCCGGAGUUGUGUGCGUAAAGGACGCGCCAGGGAGCGAAAGCAAGAGAGAGGGGGGCGAUUUCGCCAACCUUUCCAAAUCUGUGGAAGCAGGUGUAUUUCAGGUGUAUUUCUGCGAGUCAAGAUGUCUGUGCUGCCUUCGAGGUUCAUAUACCUGUGUUUACAUUUUCUGGUACUCUAUUUCCAGCUACAGGAAUCCCAGCAGACCUCUGCUGAUUUCAGGAUUUACAUCGAGAACCACACGAGGAACCCGGACGACCUGAGCCGGAAGCAGGUCCGGAUCUAUCAGCUGUACAGCAGGACCACGGGGAAACACGUGCAGAUCCUCGGGAAGAAAGUCAACGCCAACGGAGAUGAUGGGGGCAAGUAUGCCCUCCUUGUUGUCGAGACGGAAACCUUCGGGAGCCACAUCCGAAUUAAAGGAAAGGAGAGCGAACACUACAUCUGCAUGAACGAGAAGGGCAAAAUAGUCGGACGGCCCGAUGGACGGAAGCAGGAGUGUGUGUUUGUCGAGGAAUUCCUGGAGAACAACUACACGGCCCUCGUGUCGGCCAAGUACAAAGGAUGGUACCUCGGCUUCAACAGGAAGGGGCGGCCCAAAAAAGGCUCGCGGACCACGCAGAGGCAACAGGAAGUCCACUUCAUGAAGCGCCAGCCGAAGGGCAGGCUGGACCCGCUGGAGGAGUUUCGCUUCACUCCAGUUACUAAGCGGACACGAAGGGCUCGGCGGUUAAAAGCCAACUCCAAGAGGAACUGAUGGGACCAAUCAAUGGGACAGGACAGCACUACUUUUCCUCAAAGGGGGGGAAAUAGAAAAAAAAAAACGAACUUAACUGAAAAAAUCUCAAGCUUCUUCUUGUCUUCACCUUAAAGACUUCACUUCUGUAAAAGAAAGACAGACAAAAAGAACAAAAAAAAAAAGAUGUUUUAUUUUUGUAUUUCAGGAUGACUGAAUGUUUCCUAACUCUUGGAUUCUUCUGGGUUGAUGUCAUUGUGCUAACGUGUCUGUCAUGUUAUUUAUACUGGAUACACUAAAGGACCUCUGAGAGAAACUGUCGCCGUCCUCCUCGGCCACGUUUGAACUGAAGGCAGUGCACUCUCUCUUCUUUUUUUUUUUUUGUUACGCGAUGUUAUAAAAAUCAGCCAACUAGA
Messenger RNA from Notothenia coriiceps (black rockcod), 1695 nucleotides. RefSeq names its product fibroblast growth factor 24 (gene fgf24). The coding region runs from base 668 to 1300 and encodes 210 amino acids. Lineage: Eukaryota; Metazoa; Chordata; Actinopteri; Perciformes; Nototheniidae. The record is from RefSeq and is a predicted model, not a curated record. Gene Ontology annotation, molecular function: growth factor activity. The transcript has 5 exons.